AUGUCAAUCCAGGCCUUCUCCUUCCCUGUGCCUGAGACCAGAUUUUUUCAGGCUGGACAACAAGUCUUCAAAUUCAAGAUAAGAAGAGGAGACAUGAGCAGCGUUCAUGAGGAAGAAAUGCUGUAUGGAGCGCUAGUCAGUGAGGAGCUGGAGAAUGCUGUGCGUGCGGUACUUGCAAACCUGGAUGGUCUUCACCCCUUCACCACCCAGCAUUUCAACAUUUUUCCCUACAAAAGUAAAUGGGAACAAGUGUCCAAAAUGAAGUUCAUGAAAGAGGAUGUAAAACUGUCUCCAUACCCCUUCCUAAUCACGCUGUAUGUGGAGUAUCGUGAACCAGCCUUUCCAUAUGCAGUGAAAAAUACCAACGCCUGGAACACACCGGAGAAACAGUCUAUAUUGAAAAGUCCACAGUGUGCCAGUGAGCCAAUGAGGACAGACCAAACCACUGCAAUGGAUCAUCCAAAAGAGGGCACUAUGAACCAACACAAGGAUAAUAAGCAAACCCCAGAGUGCUUUCAGGAGUCCCCUUCCUCGGCCAAUGGUGCAGAAGAGAUGGUUUGUGGCAGUGAGAUUCAUGCUGAUUCACAUGUGACUUGUCCACCAGCACCAGAUGUGCAUGAUGCUGCCCCUGAAAGUCCUGACCCAAAUUCAACAACUGGACAGAACACUGGGAUCAUUACUAGAAUGGCCAGCUCGCUGUUUCCCUUCUCUCUGUUCUUCCGUAAGAGUCCUGCAAAUUAA
Molecule: messenger RNA, 741 nt
Organism: Sinocyclocheilus grahami
Lineage: Eukaryota; Metazoa; Chordata; Actinopteri; Cypriniformes; Cyprinidae
Product: membrane-anchored junction protein
Exons: 10
Coding region: 1-741 (246 amino acids)
Biological process (GO): homologous chromosome pairing at meiosis; meiotic attachment of telomere to nuclear envelope
Cellular component (GO): nuclear inner membrane
Molecular function (GO): DNA binding
Source: RefSeq, a predicted model, not a curated record